AGGACCCGCUCCAGCGUGCAGUAACCAUGACGACCACUUAAUUACUCAGGCGCUGCUGGUGCUGCCGCCGCCGCCAUCACCGGCCUCUCCACGAUGAUUUCGUUUUUCUCCCUUCCCAAGCGCGAGCUUUACGCUCUUGAGAACGCGGAAAAGGCCACCCAGCAGCUGCAUGACCAGUACCAGCACAUCCUUGCGCCCCUGUCCCUGUUCCCCGCCAGUCUCUCCAGGUUGAGGACCUCGAUCGAGGAAGCGUCCCCCUCUGCCCUCCGGUCCCGGCAGAAAGUGGUGCCUGUGCCCAUCUCCCUGACCGCCCUCAUGCAGCUGGUAAAAGGGAGGCUGGAGGUGGGGCCUCAGUGGGCGCACAUCCCCCACCGGCAGCAGUGGGCCUUCCGGCAGAUCAUCCUAACUGAGGUCAAGCACAUUUUCAAGGAUGUCCAACAUUCGCUGUACGACCCGGCCUUCAGCCCUCAGACAAACCGGGAUCUCUACCAGCACCUGGUGACCUACAUUGGCUUGGUAUGCCAGCAUCUCUUCCUUCACUACCUGUAUCUCAUGGAGCACCGCCGUACGCUGGCCAUCUUCACCGACUACGCCAACCUCACGCGCUUCUCUGCCCAACUCUCCCUGGACUGCUCUAGGUUCCUCAACGUGGCAGCCGUCCGCCACCGCCUAGUAAUAGAGAUGAAAACCCUGCAAAGCCGCCAGACGGAGGCAUCCAAGAAGCGGCUUAGCACAAUGGGUGGAAAGUUGCCACAGAGCCAGAGCUGCCGCUUGGGUUUCACCAUCGAUCACUUCAUCAGGCUCACCAGACCUCACGUGCCAACCAUGAAACAGAAGAUAGCGAAAGAUAUCAAAGAACUUGAGGAAUUGCCAUUGUUGGACAUGAACAAAAUAAAGCAAUUAAACCUACCAACACUGAGCUCGAAUAUCCACUUGAGACAAAUGCCAUGUGCUGCAGUCCCAAUGCCUUGCCCAUGUACGGCUACUUUGGGCGACUGGGCUAAACCACAACAGGCUAGGCAGGCUUUUUCUACCAGUCUUAGGAAGAGCCAGUCACUGCCCAAUAUGAGAAUUGGGCAGCUCCUAGUGGAUGAACUUGGAAUCCGUUUAACUCUGCGCCGUCUCAGCCCUGAUCUGCCUUGCCACUUCACUGAGACCACUGAGGAUGAUGACAUCAAGGGACCGGCACGGCUGGCUGAGGACCUCCGAUGGCUAGCACAGAGAUCAGUCCUGAAAAGCAGCCUGCCGAAAGGAGAGCAUGAUGAUGGUGAUGAUUCAGAGCUCCCCCCUCUCAUUAAAGCCUUGACACGGCGGAAGGCUAAUGAAGCCCGUCUGGAGCACCUUCAGAGAAUGCUUUCUUCUCUACAACAAGAGGAGUCUUUUGAGAUGUCACGGAGAAACACCAUCAUAGCUGCUCCAGCCUCUCAUCCUCAGGCUGCAACAGUGAACUUUAAAGUCAAUGAUAGGAUGGUUGUGAAGGCGGCUGAUAUGCAAGUGUCAGAAAGAACCUACUUGGAGGCUUUGGCUUUGGAGAGAUGCCCAGCAAUUUACAACCACCUCCUUGGGGAGAUAGAUAAUGCUACACUGAAGUCUCUGGAUGCAAAUCUUUCCACGGGGCAAGAGGUCAGGGAUAUGUACAAGGAACUGAUGAAUACCAUCCCAAAAGACCACUUGAAGGUGGACCUAGGGCCCUUGACAGAAUCACCUGCAACCAACAUGCAACUGGCUGGGUGCUUUGCUUCCUCAACACUGACUAGGAAGAAAAGCGAGCAGAUCAUUAAUGAAGAACUGAGUAAAAUCCUGCCGGCUGGACCAUACUACCCUGAUGUAGUGAUAGACACACCCAUGACCCCAAAUCUACCUUUCAAAAGGAAUGUGGGUAAAAAACAAUAUGCCUCUUGGCUGAAAUGGUGGAAGGCAACUUUUAACACCGAUGAUUAUCUGAAGUAUAUUGGCAUCAAGGAAUCCGAUUAUUUGCCAGUGAUAUUUCAUUUGUACAGUGAUAAGGACACAGAGGAGGAGGAGCCUUUAUUAAGCAAGGAGGAAAUCAAGAAACAAGAGAAGGUGAAGAAAGAAGCAAUAAAGAAAGCUGCCGAGCUUCAAAUGAAGCAGGAAGAAUUUGAACCUGGGAAGUGGAAUUCCAAUAGCAUCAACGUGGGGGGAUUGGGAACUUUUGUUUGCUAUAACCACAAGCCUGAAGAUCUCAAGGUCUUCCAGAGAAGGCUGGAAAGACUCUGGACAGUUCUUCAUUUCACUGAACGGGAAAGACUGGAUAUGGCAAUUAAGUACAGCUCUAACCAAUAUUACUUGCUGCUCCCAGAAAUGCUCCAGGCCUGGGAGGCAGCAGCACGGGCUAUCCAGGACCGGGAGCUCAUGCUGGCUGAACUGGAAAAGUUUGAAGAAACUGCUUCGGAUCCAAACCGCUUGUUCAGCAGGGCCCCCCAGUCCUUUGCAAUGCGAAUGAAGGAAUCUAGAACCAGGAGCCGCUUGCACUCUGAGCUGGCUCGCUAUGACUCAGAGAUCUCUUUCAUUCUGAACCACAUCAAAGCAACUUUCAAUGACACAGUGACCUUCAAGGGGCGCCCAUAUGUGCAGAAGAUGGCAUGGGACACAGUGGAGAUGCUUUAUUGGUUGCAACAGGAGCGCCGUGCUAAUACACUGAGGAAAGCAGUCCAAAGAAGGAGCCAAAUUAGGAGACUCCCCUCUGUUAUUUAAAGACUGGCACCAGUGUCCAGAUAACAGGUCAACACACGAAGACAGCAGUUGAGGACAUCUCUGCACAGGCACCAGAUCCAUUUGCAUAUUUUCUAGUCGAGUUCCCCUUCAAACAAGCCAAAGGUCAAGGAACAUGGAGUCAGCCCCAGCAAUCUAGAUGUAAUUUUGUGCCAUGGUCUAGGAGGCAGGCAAUGGAUUCAUGCAAACAGCAACAGCCACAAAGGUGUAUAUGUGGACGGGUACCAAAUUCCAAGACGCAGUGUGCCUUCACCUAGCUCAUUUCACAUUUCAGAGGAUCUGCAGGAAUUUGUGAGAUGUGCCUUAUCCACCAAUGAAUGCAAUCCCAUGAAGAAUGUAAGGUUCCUGAUAUCCUCUAAAAAUGUUUCUUAUCCUCAUGGUUUAAAGUAUUGGCAGGAUCUUUGAAAGGCUCUAGUAUUUAAAUUUGUUAUAGCUUACAGACUGCAAUAGGCUUGCUGAGCUUCUUCUGCUAGCCUUACCUUCCCAUCCUCAUUGCCUUGUCACUUUUCUCUGCUGCCAUAUUUCUGGGAUGCUGACGCUCAUUCAUAAUUGCCUUGGAUCAAUCUUCUCCAGAUAUGUUUCCAACAGCUUGCACCUCCCAAGAGGGACACCAUUCCCCUUGCCUGCACGAUGUGCAAAGAUUCAUGAUACACCCACCGCAUUCUGCCAUGCACCACUCCCUCAAUCCCCCUAGGGUUUCUGGUACUGGCUGCACCCAACAGCUCCCCCCCCCACCUGCACUCUGUUCCAUUGUGGAUGACAGCAGCUGGCUGAGGUGGCUGUGCCAGUCUCCCUGGGAGAGUGAGGAAGUGGAGCAAGGCAGUUUGGCGUAUGAAUACAGAGGUUCCAUUCAACUGCAGACAGGCAGUACAGGUUGCCCUCAAGAUGAUGGAAGCUGGGGCAGAUGCGUUUUGUCCUGUCCCACAGUUGAAUAGUACUGGGGCCUGAGUGGCUUACCCAUCAAUCCCAGAAGGCAGCUGGAGAGUAUACGCAAAACAAAACAAAACGUGUGGUGGCAGUGGGGAGGCCAGCAACUAGUUUUCUUACAGGGCCACUUUUGACAAGAGGGUGUGGGUGGAAGUCAAGACUACAAUCCUCAUCCUGCUGGAUGGCUGAGUUAUUCUUGUUAUUACAUCAAAUUCCCUUCACAUCUCUUAUACCUGCGGGUAACCAGACAAGACAGCUAACAUCUUUUGGGAGCUGGGUUUUAUGCAGAGCCACCAGUUGCUGCUCCCUGUGCUAGACAGACACCUGACUCUUCCCCCACCCAGAUCUCGUCUUCUCUGUCUAAUGCAGAUGGCCAUCCUGGCACUUAUCACUGUAUAUUAGCUCCAUGCUCUAGAUCAGGGAUGAGGAACCCGUGGCAUUCUAGAUGUUGUUGGACUCCAAUUCCCACCAGUUCCAGGCAGCAGAGCCAAGAGCCAGGAAUGAUAGGAGCUGUUGUAGUCCAACUUCCGGAAGGAGAGAUGCCUCGUCCCUGCUCAAACGUGCAGCACCUAGAACCAGAGCUUGGAAAAGUUACUUUUUUUGAGCUACAACUCCCAUCAGCCCCAGCCAGCAUGGCCACUGGAUUGGGCUGAUGGGAGUUGCAGUUUAAAAUAACUUUUCCAAGCUCUGCCUAGAACACUACGUGACAAUAAAUUGUAAUCAUUGGUGGCUAUGUUGGUCCUGUAGAAUAGACAGGAAGAUCCCAAAAGAAGUUUUAGUGGUGCCAUUGGAAUAAGCUUGUUUCACAGGAUUCUUCCUGCCUGAUUAAGAGUGCUGCACCACCAAAGGCUUUAAACACUGGCUCUGUUAAUAAAAUAUAUCUCACAGAUCCCCCACCUCUACAGUUGUGCCACUAGUGUUAAUGUUAUCAAUUAACCCUGGCAGCUUUU
Messenger RNA from Rhineura floridana, 4610 nucleotides. RefSeq names its product coiled-coil domain containing 87 (gene CCDC87). NCBI's taxonomy places the organism in Eukaryota, Metazoa, Chordata, Lepidosauria, Squamata, Rhineuridae. The transcript has a single exon. The record is from RefSeq and is a predicted model, not a curated record. Bases 94 to 2715 code for a protein of 873 amino acids.